GUUUACUCUGUUGUGAUGUUUUUGUCUUUUAGACACAAAUUGAGUUUGGAUUUUGUAACUGGGCCCAAUGGUGAUUUCAUCCUUUUUCAUUUCAAACGCCCAUUUGGUUUAUUUCUUGGACCUGCAUGCCUUAGACCGACUGAAGGAUCAGUCUUUGACAUCUUCUUUGUGAAAAACACAGAAGGCUAUGAGAUAUAUGUGAAUGGGCAGAAGUCUUCAGAGCUCGUACAUCACAUACCAGUGAAGAAUAUAACAACACUUCAUAUUUCUGGACGUGUCAUAAUGAACACUGUUGGUAUUGUUGCAAACUGGAGCGAAUCUACUUUUGGUAAGGAACUCAAGACUGGCAUCUCACGCACAAAGAGAUCUGACAUCCAGUGUGAUGUGCCACAUCCAGUCUGCAACCCUUACAAUCCAUAUUCGGGAUCAAUCCCUGGAGGCUUGAGACAUGGUGUGGCUUUGUUCUUCCAAGGGGUUGUUCCAGUAGAUUAUGAAUGUUUUGAAAUAAACUUGCAGACCGGGCCGAAGAACCCUCAUGACAUUGCUCUCCAGCUCAAACGAAGCAGGGACUCAACAGAUGUGGUCCUUAACAGCUGCAAGUAUGGGACAUGGGGAAAUGAAGAGAAGGCCCCAGGAGGCCCAUUUGUUGGAGGAGCACCUUUUGAUAUCAUCAUGGUUAUUAAACCAAAAUGCUAUAAGGUGAUGGUGAAUGGCCUGGAAUACUGCAAGUUCAAGCAUCGUAUACCGGUGGACGAAGUGACUACACUUAACAUUAGUGGAGACGUCUUCAUGAACACCUUCGGCAUUACUAAAGUGGAUGAUAUUAAUCUGAAAGUCACCGUCACCAAUCCUGCCAAUAUCUGAGGAUUUGCAUCUUCCCCAAAACCACUGAUUGAUGGAUUUUUUAUAUUCUGCUCAGGUAUAUCACAGUUACAACAGUUUAUGGACAUGAUUUGUCUUUUAAUUAAUUUUUUUUUUUCCUA
Messenger RNA from Tachysurus vachellii, 983 nucleotides. Its product is annotated as galectin-related protein-like. Gene Ontology annotation, molecular function: carbohydrate binding. Bases 16 to 864 code for a protein of 282 amino acids. The transcript is spliced from 7 exons. The record is from RefSeq and is a predicted model, not a curated record. NCBI's taxonomy places the organism in Eukaryota, Metazoa, Chordata, Actinopteri, Siluriformes, Bagridae.